Theobroma umbraticum is the source of this 1282-nucleotide messenger RNA. Its product is annotated as Putative methyltransferase family protein. The record is from RefSeq and is a predicted model, not a curated record. NCBI's taxonomy places the organism in Eukaryota, Viridiplantae, Streptophyta, Magnoliopsida, Malvales, Malvaceae.
GGCUGUAGGCCGCCAGCCAGGCCCACCACAAUUGUAAAGCUGGUAAUGAGCAAAAAAGGUUUUCAUCUUCGCCUCCCUAUUGCUGUGCUGGUCUGCUGCUUUGAAGCUAGUAGCAGAUAGAUUGCAAAUGGCAACCAACUCAAGCUUUCAACUGUUUUCGUCAUCUAGUGAUAAACCCAAUUUAAGUUUAGGGUUUUUGGACUCGUCAGAGCCGCCACUGCCACCUCCUCCUCCCUCCAUCGAAGUCCUCUCCUGUGAGGUUUCCUCUAAUGUGAGAUGCACUGUCGAGCCUGUCAACUUGGAUGGCUUUACUUUACUCAAGGGGCGGGUGAGUACUAAAGAGGUUUUCGGAUUGCCUAAUUCGGAUUUAGUCCCUGGAAAGUAUGAAGGGGGACUUAAGCUGUGGGAAGGUUCAUUAGACCUUGUUAAAGCUCUGCGCUCUGAGGUUCGAAAUGGGCACCUAUCAUUUGAGGGAAAGCGAGUGUUAGAGCUUGGAUGUGGUCACGGACUUCCUGGGAUAUUUGCAUGUCUUGAGGGUGCAGCUGUUGUGCAUUUCCAGGACUUUAAUGCGGAGGUUCUGCGGUGUCUCACCAUUCCAAAUGUAAAUGCAAAUCUUUCAGAGAAGUCACAGCCUGACUCUUCUGGAGAAGUACGCUUUUUUGCUGGUGACUGGGGUGAGAUUCAUCAACUACUUCCUCAUGCACAUGGAAGUGAAAUGAACCUGAAUUCCAGCUUAGAACAUGGCCAAGCUACUGGUUAUGAUGUUAUUCUAAUGGCUGAGACAAUUUACUCAAUCUCUGCUCAAAGGAAUCUCUAUAGACUUAUAAAGAAGUGCAUGAGCCACCCACAUGGAGUUGUUUACAUGGCUGGAAAGAAGCAUUAUUUUGGUGUAGGCGGGGGAACACGGCAAUUUCUUUCUAUGCUUGAGAAAGAUGGUGUUAUGGCUGCAAGUCUUAUUACUGAAGUUGCUGAUGGUUCGUCUAAUGUACGGGAGGUAUGGAAGCUUUCAUAUAAGUAGGUCCACUAUUUGGUUUAUUGGGAUGUUGACUAUGCUAGAUGCUACUCUAAAUGCGGAUACGUGGGUGAUAGCUUGAUCAAACGCAAGAACUGUUACUCUAUAUGUGCACAGGAUGAUUAUAUUCCAUGAACGCUUUCCUUUUGUUACUUUUAAUCUAGUCUUUAUUUUCCAUAAACCUUUGUUUACUCUGUAUCAUACCCCAGAAAUUUUUAACUGGCAUUAAGAAUAACAACACACUCUAUAAAACAUUAUAGUUUAAACUCC